AUGUCUGCAAUCUACAGUACAGGACUCUCUGCGGCAGGGAGCGACGCCCGCACCAAUGUUGUGUAUGCCACAGAUCGUUUGAAGGAGAAAUUUCCCGCUCCGAUCCCAUCUCAAGAGCUCAUAGCAUUUGUCCUACCGGCGCAUAAACGCAACGACGAACAAGCUGUGAAGCUCUUGAAAACACUCUUGAACGUCAAUCCCAAGGUUAUCUUUGAUGCCGUCACUGAUAGCUACACCUUCAAACCUCUACACAAUAUCUCUUCGGCAGACGAUCUUAUGCGAUACCUACAGAGUCAAGAAACUGCAAUGGGUAUUCAAGUACGGGAGUUGAAAGAUGGGUGGCCAAACGUUGAGGAGACGAUUGACAAAUUGGAGAGUGACCACAAGCUUCUGGUCACAAGGAACAAAAAGGACAAUCACCCAAGAAUGGUUUGGGCAGAUGACCCGACGCUGAUUGCUCCAUUAGAUCAAGAUUUCAAGGAUAUCUGGGCUCAAAUCCCGCUUCCCACAGUGGAGGAUACGAUAACCCAAUUGACCAAAAUGAACUACAAGUCGACGGGUGCACCAGCUCGGACAGAUAUAGGACCAAAGGUCGAGAAGAAGAAGAAAAAGGUCCGAAGAGGGAUCAAGGUCACCAACGUCCAUAUGCAAGGACUGUUCAGGGACUAUUCGAAUCAAAGACCACAGGGAACAAAGUAG
Messenger RNA from Exophiala bonariae, 699 nucleotides. RefSeq lists its product as uncharacterized. The record is from RefSeq and is a predicted model, not a curated record. The transcript has a single exon. Gene Ontology annotation, molecular function: TFIIH-class transcription factor complex binding. Gene Ontology annotation, cellular component: transcription factor TFIIE complex. Gene Ontology annotation, biological process: transcription initiation at RNA polymerase II promoter. The coding region runs from base 1 to 699 and encodes 232 amino acids. Lineage: Eukaryota; Fungi; Ascomycota; Eurotiomycetes; Chaetothyriales; Herpotrichiellaceae.